UUUUAUUUUUUGAGUUUUGUGUCUUUUUUUUUUUUUUGUUUUUGUUUUUUUCCUCUGAAAAUCUCACAGCAAUAAAAGGGGGGGCCAUGGAGCCUACCAACCAUACUUGGUCAGAUCCGUUCUUUGGGCCCCAUUUUCUCCUUCUCCAACGGUGUUCCUUUGCCUUCAGACCAAAUGCUCAGUCCCUCAGAAAUAUACAGUGACUCUUAGAGAGAGAAAGAUAGAGCUCAUAGUGAGAGAUUGAAGAUGGGACUGGAGGGGUUUUAGACUUUAGAACUUUUAGUUUUAGUUAUACACAGAAAGGACUCUGUGUGUUUUAAAAGCCUCAGGAUCUGAGACCUCUCAGAAUAUAUAUAUAUGUAUGCUUUCUUUUUUCUGUGAAGGUAAAACCAUUUUCUGCAUUCGUUUUCAACCAAAUCUUCACAAUGUUUUUUUAACCUUUUCUUUAAAUACUUUUUUUAUUUUAUUUUUUUCCCUCAAAUCUAUCUCAAAAUGGUAGAACUUGAUUUUCCUUGACUUCAAUUGAAAUACGCAGACCAGAAUCUCUUCUUGUCAACAUUUGUUAUAUUGCACUGAAAAAAAAAAAAAGAAAGUAAAAACUUUGGCUUAAAGAUGUUUUCUUUUCGAUGUUUUUAGUAAAAAAACGUAGUUUUUCCCCCUAUAAAAUUCACUUUGUUUUUACUUUUUGCAGGGUUAGUUAAACUUCAGUUUACUAGAUUGUACAUAGCGCUUUUAAGCAUUUUGGUUCCUGAAAUUGACUAUUCUUGGUCAUUUUAAUUCAUUUUUGAGAACUGGGUUGUUUUGACUUGAAGAAGCCUGAAGAUGGAUUUUGAAGACACUGUGUCUCAGAUUUGAGGCCUGUGUCAAGAAAUGGAACUUACUAAACAAUAUUUUGGAUUUCAGAGUGGCUCUCUGUGGUUCAAGUGCAUGUGCAAGACUUUUGACAUUUUGAGGAAGUAGGAAACCUUUUAAGGAUGGAUCCUGGGGAAGAUAGCUCCAGGUUUGGUUCCUUACCGACCACUUUGAGGAAUAUGUCAUCAUCAUCUUCAGCAUUCUUUUCGGCGAAUCAGUCGCCCUUCUUCUCUCCAAGAUCGCCAUCGUGCCAGUUAUCUGAAUCGACAAGGUCUGAUGCUCAAUGUGACAGCAUUCCUUUAAGUGUUGAUCCCCUUAGUUCCAGCUCUGGAAUUUUACAACCUGAAACUCUAGCAAAUGUAAGGUAUGCACUGUCAGACAUGUCACCGACUCCGACCACUUGUAUUUCCAGCAAUUUUCAGGAGUUUGAUCGUGCAGCGUCCUCAACUGGUGUCUCUAAAAGCACCCAAUCUAGUUACAGCACUGCCAAUGGCAGUGGUUAUUCUGGGAACAGAGAGAGACAGAAAAAGCACGUGAAACACUAUGGAGCCUCAUUUAUGCCAGGUUUGCUUUCACUUUCCUCUAACAGAAUGAGGAGCUGUGACGUAUUUGUAGGCUUGCAUGGGCACAAACCUUCUUUGUUAAGGUUUGCUAAUUGGCUCCGUGCUGAGUUGGAGGUUCAAGGGAUAAGUUGCUUUGUAUCUGACAGAGCUCGUUGUCGAAACUCCCGUAAACAUGGACUUGUUGAGAAGGCUAUGGACAUUUCCUCUUUUGGGGUUGUCAUUCUCACAAGGAAGUCAUUCCGAAACCCAUAUACCAUUGAAGAACUGCGAUUUUUUGCUGGCGAGAAGAACUUGGUUCCAAUAUUCUUUGAUCUGAAUCCUGGUGAUUGCCUUGUCAGGGAUAUAGUUGAGAAGAGAGGAGAGCUGUGGGAAAAGCAUGGAGGAGAGUUAUGGCAUUUGUAUGGAGGGUUGGAAAAGGAGUGGAAAGAAGCUGUUCAUGGUCUUUCUCGGGUUGAUGAGUGGAAACUUGAAGCUCAGGAUGGUAACUGGAGAGAUUGUAUAUUCAGGGCUGUCACAUCAUUGGCAAUGAGAUUGGGGAGGAGAAGUGUUGUAGAGCGGUUGACCAAGUGGAGAGAGAAAGUGGAGAAAGAGGAGUUCCCUUUCCCUCAAAAUGAAAAUUUCAUUGGUAGGAAGAAAGAACUAUCUGAGCUUGAAUUUAUACUUUUUGGUGAUAUUACUGGAGAUUCAGAAAGAGAUUACUUUGAGCUUAAGGCUAGACCAAGGCGAAAGAAUCUGGCAAUUGGAUGGGGUAAGAACACUGCAUUUGAGGAAAAGCCGAGAGAUUGGCAACUUGAGACUGGCAGUAGGAAGGGAAAAGAACCAGUUGUAUGGAAGGAAUCAGAAAAGGAGAUUGAGAUGCAAAGUACCGAACUUCCUCAAAGACAACAUCAGCCGAGGCCAAAGACUGUGGGGAGGUAUGCAAGAAGAAAAAGAUCAAUGAAGAUUUUGUAUGGGAAAGGAAUUGCUUGUGUAUCUGGUGACUCAGGAAUUGGCAAGACAGAGCUUCUUCUGGAAUUUGCUUACAGAUAUCACCAAAGGUACAAGAUGGUCUUAUGGGUUGGAGGGGAUAGCAGGUAUAUUAGGCAGAACUAUCUGAAUCUCUGGUCAUUUUUAGAAGUUGAUGUGGGGCUUGAAAGUUUCUCCAAGAAAAGCAGGAUUAAAACUUUUGAAGAGCAGGAAGAGGUUGCCAUUUCUAGAAUACGCAAAGAGCUUAUGAGAAACAUACCUUUCUUGGUGAUCAUUGAUAACUUAGAGAGUGAAAAGGAUUGGUGGGAUCACAAGCUUGUAAUGGAUCUUCUUCCCCGUUUUGGUGGAGAGACCCACAUAAUAAUAUCAACGCGUCUUCCUCGUGUGAUGAAUUUGGAACCUUUGAAACUCUCAUAUUUAUCCGGGGUGGAAGCAAUGUCACUGAUGCAGGGAAGUGUAAAAGAGUAUCCAAUUGCAGAAAUUGAUGCUCUAAGGGUUAUUGAGGAGAAAUUGGGAAGGUCAACAUUAGGGCUUGCAAUUGUCGGUGCAAUAUUAUCUGAGCUGCCUAUAACUCCAAGUAGACUAUUGGAGACCACUAAUAGAAUGCCUUUGAAGGAGCUGACAUGGAGUGGAAAGGAAGCUUAUUCAUUGAGGCGGAACACUUUUCUGUUACAACUCUUUGAGGUUUGUUUCUCAAUAUUUGAUCAUGCAGAUGGACCUAGGAGCUUGGCAACCAGAAUGGUUCUGGCAAGUGGUUGGUUUGCGCCGAGUGCGAUUCCUGUCUCCCUCUUGGCCCUGGCUGCUCAUAAGAUUCCUGAAAAGCAUAAAAAGACCCGUUUGAUAAGAAAAUUGUUGCAUUCUUUAACUUGUGGUCUUGCUUCGUCAUACACCAAGAGAUCAGAAUUAGAAGCAUCUUCCAUGUUGUUAAGGUUUAAUAUAGCAAGAAGCAGUACCAAGCAAGGCUACGUAUAUGUCAAUGAGCUCAUCAAGCUUUAUGCUCGUAAGAGAGGGGGAGCAAGCGGAGUUCCACAAGCCAUGGUUCAAGCUGUCAUCAAUCGUGGAUCAAUAACUCAACACGCAGAACACAUUUGGGCAGCAUGUUUCUUAUUGUUUGGAUUUGGUCAUGAUCCUGUGGUUGUUGAGCUCAAGGUUUCAGAUUUGUUAUACGUUGUCAAGGAAGUGGUCUUGCCUCUUUCUAUUCGAACAUUUAUUACAUUCUCUCGAUGCAGUGCUGCUCUUGAACUCCUUCGACUGUGUACCAAUGCCUUGGAAGCGGCAGACCAAGCGUUUGUUACCCCUGUUGAGAAGUUGCUGGACAAAUCACUUUGUUGGAGGCCCAUUCAGACUAAUGCUCAGUUAAAUCCUUGCCUUUGGCAGGAGAUGGCACUAUCAAGAGCUACAGUUCUAGAAACUAGGGCCAAGUUAAUGAUAAGAGGGGGACAGUUUGAUAUAGGGGAUGAUCUAAUUAGGAAGGCUGUUUUUAUUAGAACUUCUAUUUGUGGUGAAGAUCAUCCAGACACCGUGGCUGCUCGUGAAACUCUUAACAAACUCACAAGGCUUCUCACAAAUGUUCAAAUUCAUACGUCCCUAUAGAUUCUGUAUUUGUAAGCAAAAUUUACUCUCAAAUUCAUACAAAAGUCUCAAAUAAAACUAUUGUAUACCACUCAAGGAGAUUUUCUAUAUCAUUUUUAUCUGCAAAAGAGAUUCUCCUGCAUUUCAAUAAUUUCCUCUCUUAUUAUUUUGAUUCAAUAACAGUUAAUGGGCCUCAUGUUGACUAAA
This is a messenger RNA of Ziziphus jujuba (common jujube), 4160 nucleotides long. RefSeq lists its product as uncharacterized. Gene Ontology annotation, biological process: signal transduction; recombinational repair. Gene Ontology annotation, molecular function: ATP hydrolysis activity. Lineage: Eukaryota; Viridiplantae; Streptophyta; Magnoliopsida; Rosales; Rhamnaceae. The transcript is spliced from 2 exons. The coding region runs from base 975 to 3974 and encodes 999 amino acids. The record is from RefSeq and is a predicted model, not a curated record.